Messenger RNA from Racocetra persica, 516 nucleotides. Lineage: Eukaryota; Fungi; Glomeromycota; Glomeromycetes; Diversisporales; Gigasporaceae. The record is from the annotation of a GenBank genome assembly.
AUGAGAACUGUUGAGUGUUUUCGAAACGUUUACUAUUUAGUAACUAUCAAAGACGAAAGUGAUAAUGACGAUAUGGAAAAUAUCACUCAGCUCAUCAAUGACGCCUGCAAGCAUGAAAAAUGCUUUGCCGGGAUCUAUGUGAACGACACCUGCACCAGGGCUUUCCGCACAGAAGUAUUGAGAAAUGAUAAAAAGGUCAAGAUUUAUUAUACAAGCAAUCUCGAAAAUAUUACGGAAAUCUUUAAAGAAUGCUAUGAAGAAGAGAAAGCAAAAGAUCUCAUGGAAUUCUUGGAGUCUAAAGGAGUAUCUGAUCUCAGUAGUGUCUCAAGAAAAUCUGAUGAAGAAUACAGAGAAUUGGGAUUCGAUAAAGACAAUCAAGACCGCUCUGGGGAAGAGAGAGAGGUCCAGCAAAGGCUCCUUGGUUUCUUAGAAGAGUUUGGUGACAGCGACUUUGUCAAGAAUAAAUACGGGGAGAAUGUAUUUGAAUUUUCUGUGUUUACCAAAAAAGAUGAUUAA